Scleropages formosus (Asian bonytongue) is the source of this 2017-nucleotide messenger RNA. Its product is annotated as H-2 class II histocompatibility antigen, E-S beta chain-like. The record is from RefSeq and is a predicted model, not a curated record. NCBI's taxonomy places the organism in Eukaryota, Metazoa, Chordata, Actinopteri, Osteoglossiformes, Osteoglossidae. The transcript has 5 exons. Gene Ontology annotation, cellular component: membrane; MHC class II protein complex. Gene Ontology annotation, biological process: immune response; antigen processing and presentation. The coding region runs from base 60 to 806 and encodes 248 amino acids.
UUUCUUCUCACUCCCAGAAGACAGUCAUUGCAGUCUGGUGCCGAGUUAAAAAGCGGAACAUGUUACUGUUAUAUUCUUUUGCGCUGAUUGUAUUGCCAUGUUUGCCUGGAUUUGAUGGCUAUUUUCACCAUAACCAAGCUGAAUGUCGCUUCACCUCCGGGGACCUGAAAGACCUUGAGUAUAUUAGCAGGUACAUAUUUAACAAAGUAGAGUAUGCGAGAUUCAACAGCACUGAGAAAAGGUUUAUUGGAUACACGGAAUCCGGAGUGAAAGAUGCAGAGAGAUGGAAUCAGGAUGGAUUAGCAGAUCAAACCUAUGGCGACCUGGAUGCCUACUGCAGGCCCAAUGCUGAGUAUGAGAUACAGAACAUACUUUCACAUACAGUUGAACCUUUGGUAAAAGUUAAAUCUGUGAGAUCUGGCAGUCAGAGACACUCCACCAUGUUGGUGUGCAGUGCGUAUGACUUCUACCCGGGGGGAAUCAAACUGACUUGGCUGAGAGAUGGGAAGGAGGUGAAGACUGAUGUGACUUCCACUGAAGAGCUCUAUGAUGGAGACUGGUACUAUCAGAUACACUCUUACCUGGAGCUCACACCCACAUCUGGAGAGACCAUAGCCUGCCAGGUAGAACACAGCAGCCUUCCAAAGCCCAAGAUCUACAAUUGGGAUCCCUCAAUGUCAGAUGGGGAGAGAAACAAGGUGAUCAUUGGGGCAUCUGGACUGGUUUUGGGACUGAUCCUCUCGCUUGCUGGAGUGAUUUACUACAAGAAGAAGUCCACAGGGAGAAUCCUGGUACCAACAAGUUAAGUUUAGGUAGGUUGCAGUUGUUCUUAGGUGUGUUGAAUAGUGCAACAUUUAUACUAUUUACUAAUGUUACCUUUUUAUUUUUACUACAGUCUGUUGAAAAUACACAAUUAUACUGUAUAAUAGCUAAAGGUUUUACUCUAACUCUUCUGCUUUUCCAUUUCAUAGUUAACUCUCAACUGUCAUAUAGAGAGCAAUUUUAUGGAACUCAGUUGUGGGGACAGGCUUCAUCCUUUCAUGAUGAUUACUGUUUUAACUUAAUGCAACUUUUUUUUUUUUUUUUUAAUAUAUAUAUAAAUACUUUGAGCAUGUAUAGAAUGGACUGGCAUCCUGUCCAGGGUGAAAUGGUCCUGGGACAGGCAGUUGUAGAGAGAGAGAGAGUGUGUGUGUGUGUGUGUGUGUGUGUGGUUUUGUAUAAUGCUAUUGUCAUGCCAUUACACUUAAUAUACUGAUGAAUAGUAUUAAUUAAAAAUGUUUUACAAUGUUUAUUCCUUAACACAUAUUUUAUCUGUGUCCAGUUAAAUUGUGUAAUCAGAGUUCUAAAGAAUAUGAUCAGAUUUUAUGUAUGGAAGGGCUCUGGGUGAUCUGUGAGCAAAACACCACAAAUUGAACCACCACAUUCCUGAAGUGACUGUGACAAUGUACUUGUUUGUCUCAUUCCCCAUUGUUCUCCAUCACUUUGAAGAUUUAAAGGAAAUUGUUUGAGUCAGGAAACUGUUUGUGACCACAGAUUUGUUGCCUGUUGCACCAAAAGAGACUAUAGAAGUUGUUGAAACUACAAAGAUAUUAGAUGACAGUGAUAAAAUGUUUUAAAGUGCAAAGUACUUUAAGUAUGAAAACAUGACUAGCACCUAAAUGCUCAGUUUUUUUUUUAAUGAUUUAAGUCUAUUUGUAUAAUUGGAAAAAUGACAGACACAACCUGCUUUUGCAGUAUAACCUUUUUGGGGAUUUUAAAAACAGCAAAUAUAGAAUUUUACAUGGGUAGGAUGUGGUAUCUGUAUGAGUCACCAGUAUUCUUUAAAUUUGUACCAGUAAUUUUAUAACUGAGGCCACUAAUGAGCUAUCUUUAAGCAUUUUAUCAAAAAUCACUUUGUGCCUGGUUUUUGUUCUUGUUCAGCCUGAUUAACGAUUGAGUGGAUCACUAGAAUCUGUUCCCAUUUAGACACUGCUUUAAUUGAAAGUCAUCUGUAUGUUAAUAAAUAUUUUUAAAUGCA